Ornithodoros turicata is the source of this 1808-nucleotide messenger RNA. RefSeq names its product lissencephaly-1 homolog (gene Lis-1). The transcript has 11 exons. The record is from RefSeq and is a predicted model, not a curated record. Gene Ontology annotation, biological process: vesicle transport along microtubule; retrograde axonal transport; germ cell development. Gene Ontology annotation, molecular function: microtubule plus-end binding; dynein complex binding. Gene Ontology annotation, cellular component: cytoplasmic microtubule; kinetochore; neuronal cell body. Lineage: Eukaryota; Metazoa; Arthropoda; Arachnida; Ixodida; Argasidae. Bases 183 to 1400 code for a protein of 405 amino acids.
CACUGCUGUUUCGCGCACGGGAUUUUGGGAGCUGUAGUGGCUGUAGGCAGCUGCGAGUGAUUGUAAUAAGUUAGUAUGAGUCAGAGGGAAUGAACCAACACACGAAACUUGAAAGGUGAGGUAGCUGCCUGCGGUAAGCACCGUGUGCCAACUUGUGACAUCUUCUCGAACUCCGAAAUACUAUGAAGAUGGUGUUGUCGCAGCGACAGAGGGAAGAGCUGAACAAAGCCAUUGCAGACUACUUGGCGUCCAACGGAUUUGUGGAAGCUCUAGAGUCCUUCAAAAAGGAGGCUGAUAUGCCUGGUGACAUAGAUAAGAAAUAUGCCGGCCUCCUGGAAAAGAAAUGGACAUCAGUGAUCCGACUACAAAAAAAGGUUAUGGAUUUGGAGUGUAGGCUGUCCGAAGCAGAAAAGGAAUACUUAUCGGGAGCUCCCUCGCGGGAGAAGCGUUCGCCCGGGGAGUGGAUUCCCCGUCCGCCAGAGCGCCACUGCUUGGUGGGCCACAGGGGCCCCAUCACUCGAGUGCUGUUCCACCCUGUCUACGGCGUGGCCCUGUCCGCUUCUGAGGACUCCACGAUCAAGGUCUGGGACUAUGAAACCGGUGACUUUGAGAAGACCAUCAAGGGUCACACGGACCUGGUGCAGGACAUUGCGUUUGACCACACGGGAAAGCUGUUAGCCUCCUGCUCUGCAGAUAUGAGCGUGAAGCUGUGGGACUUUGAGACGUACUCAUGCCUACGGACUAUGUGUGGUCACGACCACAACGUGUCAUCUGUGUGUUUCAUGCCGAGCGGAGAUCACCUAGUAUCCUCUUCGAGGGACAAGACAAUUAAGAUGUGGGAAGUGGCAACUGGGUACUGCGUGCGAACGUUCACAGGUCAUAGAGAUUGGGUGCGCAUGGUUCGAGUCAAUGCAGACGGCUCCCUACUUGCUUCGUGCUCCAACGACCAGACUGUACGCGUCUGGGUGGUGAGCACCAAGGAAUGCAAGCUGGAGCUACGCGAACAUGACCAUGUUGUGGAAUGUGUGGCUUGGGCACCUGAAAGUGUCCAGAGUGCCCUGGGAGGCGACAACAGAGGCGGUUCUUCCGGUCCUUUCCUCGCCUCGGGUUCCAGGGAUAAAACCAUCAAGCUAUGGGACGUGAGCACCGGACAGGCCCUUUUCACGCUGGUUGGCCACGACAACUGGGUGCGAGGAGUUAAAUUUCACCCCGGAGGGAAAUAUCUGCUGAGCACCUCCGACGACAAGACCCUGUGUGUUUGGGAUCUGGCUCACCGUCGUUGCUGCAAGACACUCGAAGCACAUGCCCACUUUUGCACUUCAUUAGAUUUUCACCGCACGGCUCCUUACGUGGUGACUGGGAGCGUCGACCAAACGGUUAAAGUCUGGGAAUGCCGCUAGCCUGUGGUGGACUUAAAUUGGAAGAACACUGUACUCUAGGCUUGAAGCACACACACACUGGCGCUUUCCGAGCUCAGCCGCUAUUCUCUUUCUAGAGUUGUAAAUACUGUGUUUCACCCGUUUUAUAUUUAUUUUCUUGCGGGUAUACUUGUUUUUCUUUUUUUUCUUCAUUUGGCCAUCUGUGGCACAUAGUCACCUCUGGAAGUGAUGUGCGCAAAACACGUUUCCUCCCAAAGUAGACUGCUUCUCCCUCCCUGUAUUUUUUCUCCUCGAGCAGUGUAUUUAUAGAGACCGUUGGCUUAGUUUGGCCUCUGUGUACAGCUUUCUGUUGCCAUAGAUCUUGACUGCUGUCAAUUGACCUGGCUGAAAAUUGCUGGUGCGAUUUAAUAAAUGAGCAUUGUCAGUGAA